ACAGGCAAAAACCGAAACCCAACUCUUAUAAUUACCCCCUAAUUUCUGUCUCCCAACGCAUCUUUUCAUCACUUUCUGUUUCAUUGCUCUUAGUCCUAUGAUUCUUGCAUAAGAAAUAUAAAAACUUCACCACCUUCUCUUUCAUAUUGCACCCAACUAACACAUCCUUCUUAAUUCUACAGCUAGCUCUUUCUGGUUCUGGCACCCAAUAAUACUUCAACUUUAUCUAACAUGUUGAGGCUUGUGCUAGUCUUCUCACUUCUUUUCACCCUCUGCCUCUCAUCCUCAGCUCAAAACUGUUCCACAUACACAUCUUUUUCUAAUAACUUGGCCUUCAGCUCCUGCAAUGACCUUCCCUUUUUGAACUCUUUCCUAUAUUGGAACUACAAUUCAUCGUCUGGAAGCCUCCAAAUCGCCUAUAGACACACUGGGGUCACGACCUCUAGUUGGGUUGCUUGGGCCAUUAACCCCAAUGAUUUACAGACAGCCAUGAUUGGAGCACAGGCACUUGUAGCUUUUCAACUAUCCAAUGGUUCCAUGAGAGCCUACACGUCCCCAAUCAGUAGUUAUACUACCAACUUGCCGGAGGGCAACCUGCAAUAUAGUGUAUCGGAUUUGACAGCAACUUAUGCAAAUGGUGAGAUUGUUAUCUAUGCUACUUUGUCACUUCCGAUCAAUACCACCACUGUCAACCAGGUUUGGCAAGAUGGUCUGGUUUCAAAUGACAGUCCAGGACAGCAUUCUACAGCCAAUUCUAAUACCAAUUCCAAGGGUACCCUGAAUCUUCUUUCGGGGCAGUCUGCAACGGGCAGUGGGGGGAGCUCAAUAGCUAGAAAUCGAAAUAUCCAUGGAGUGCUAUGUGCAAUUGGUUGGGGAAUUUUGAUGCCUAUUGGUGUUAUAAUAGCAAGGUACAUGAAGGUAUUCAAAUCCGCAGACCCUGCAUGGUUUUACCUUCAUGUCACUUGUCAAACCUCAGCUUAUAUUAUUGGACUCACUGGAUGGGCAAUUGGUCUUAAACUUGGAAGCCAAAGUACUCCUGGUGUCCAAUACACUGGGCACAGAACAAUCGGCAUUUUGCUUUUUAUUCUUGGAACACUUCAGAAAGAUUUGCAUUUUGCCUACGUCUUCGCUUUGCUUAUAAGGCCUAAAAAGGAUCAUAAAUUCAGAUUUUACUGGACUAUUUACCACCAUUCAGUGGGAUAUCUUGUUAUUCUUCUAGCCAUCAUUAACAUAUUCAAAGGUUUCGAUAUUUUGAAUCCGGAAAAGAAGUGGAAGAAUGUUUACAUCGGUGUUAUUGCGAUUUUGGCUAUCAAAGCUGUGUGCUUGGAAGCUUUUACUUGGUAUGUUGUUCUGAAGAGAAGAAAGUCAGAAACGGCUGAGAAACCACCUCAGGGUAUGAAUGGAGCAAAUGGGGCUAAUGGGCAUGGUGCUAGGCCAACAUAUGUUUAAAUAGUAUACCAGAUAUUGGAUGUGAUUAUUAUUUGUUUUUUCUCACACAUUCAUUUCUUUCUGCUUCUACGUAUUUACACGCUUUAAUUUUGUCAAUUUAUGGGAGACGGUGUUUUGGAUACCCCAUGUAGUCAUGUACUGGGGAAGUUCGAGA
Molecule: messenger RNA, 1603 nt
Organism: Quercus lobata
Lineage: Eukaryota; Viridiplantae; Streptophyta; Magnoliopsida; Fagales; Fagaceae
Product: cytochrome b561 and DOMON domain-containing protein At5g47530-like
Exons: 3
Coding region: 232-1449 (405 amino acids)
Source: RefSeq, a predicted model, not a curated record